AUGGAGGUACCACGGAACUCGAAUCUGCGUCGCUCGUCAAAUACACAGGAGAGAGCUCCCUUCGUUCGGAGACGCAAGCGCAUCAUCCUCUGCUUCGAUGGCACGGGCAACAAAUUCCAAGGCACGGACACUGAUAGCAAUAUCCUGAAGAUAUACCGCAUGCUUGACCGCAAUAAUGGCGAUAAACAUUACUAUCAGCCCGGAAUUGGCACUUAUGUGAACACCAAGUCUCUAUCACAUACCAGCACAAUGGCAAGAUUCCACUCGUGGUACAUGAAGGCGAAAGAUUCAGCUGUUGGGACAUCGUUUGAUGACCAUGUGAUGGGUGCAUACAAAUUCCUCAUGUCCUGCUACGAUGACGAUGAUAUAUAUUUCUUUGGCUUCAGUCGAGGAGCAUAUGUUGCAAGAUUUUUGGCAGAGAUGUUAGACCAUGUUGGUCUCCUGAGCCGAGGCAACGAGGAGAUGGCACGAUUCGCUUGGAAAUCCUUUUCGCAAUGGCAGGAACGUGAUGAGAGCACAGAUGAAGAGAAGGCCAAAAAGAAAGAGAUGCUUAGGUUUCUGAAAGCUUUUCGGGUCACAUUCGGUCGUCCUGUCAGGCGCAUCCGUUUCCUCGGUCUAUUUGACACGGUCAACAGCGUGCCCCGAUUUGAAAAUGCGUGGAUGCAGCGCAGUAAGUUUCCAUAUACAGCCAGGAGUUCUGCGAAAGUUAUACGACACGCUGUCAGCAUUGAUGAGAGGAGAGCGAAAUUUCGGCAAGAUCUCAUCUCAGAAGUUAAGGGCCCCUCAAAGCGCGAUGUACACCAACACCAUUUCCGGCACGCACGAAAGCCAAUGCCCACGGAUACACAUCGCAACGUGACCACAAACGGCUUGAAACCAAACACAGAGCCAUCAGAUCGCUUCAGACGACGAUCGAAUGCUCGAGGCACAAGCGGGGGCAGAUCCACAAGCCCAGCGCAGAGACUGCAAGGAGAACGUGGGCGACAAGAUACCCUUAGCCCAGAGACUAGUUCUCUCCGAUCAACAGCCUCAAGCUACCUUCCCGAUGAGCUUCAGGACUUUGAUGAUGAAUUGGAGAUUGAUGAAUCAGCUCAAGCCGAUAUCGAAGAACUAUGGUUUCCUGGUUGUCAUGCAGACCUGGGCGGUGGAUGGCCCGCAGGAAAAGAAGAAGAGUCACCGCUUAGCCAUGUACCAUUGGUUUGGAUGGUGCGCGAAGCGCAACGCGCUGGGCUAGAAUUUGAUGCCGAGCAAAUGGUUGAAUUGAAAUGCUGCGAUGACACCUUCAACAGCGAGGAGCUCUCGGAGGAACGUCAAGGACCAGCUCCACCAGACAUUACAGUUACGAGAUCAGACAGCGACAUGAAUAUCUUCAGCAGCCCGAAAUCUGAGAAAGAGCAAUUCGGCUGGGCUCCAGGCAUGGCCCCGGAACCGCCCAAAAAGUCGGUGUUCCACCAUACUCUCGAGGUAUCUGCCACCAAAGGCACGCUCCACGAUUGCCUUGUAUUCAACAACGGUCUCACGCAUGCUUCUGUCAUCAGCUGGAAAAUCAUGGAGUAUCUCCCCUUCCGACGCAUGGAUUUACAAGUGGACGGAAGCUGGAAAGCUAUCUCAUUCCCAUUACCCAUGGGGGAGGUAAGGGAUAUCCCAGAGGACGCUUGGAUCCAUCAUUCAGCUAUUCAGCGGAUGAAGGCUGAUCCGAAUUACCGGCCCGGCAAUCUCAUCGUGGGAGGCGGCGGUCGAGGCAUGCGGAGGGCACCAGAGGAGCUGGGGAUCGGACAGUGGGAUUUGUUGAAGAGUGAUAAUGAUCCAGUAGGGAUGGUAUAUGUCCGAAAGGGCGAAAGCUUGAACCACAAGGUCGACAAGGCGGCGGAGAGUGCUGAAAAGGGGUAG
Bacidia gigantensis is the source of this 1890-nucleotide messenger RNA. RefSeq lists its product as uncharacterized. Bases 1 to 1890 code for a protein of 629 amino acids. Lineage: Eukaryota; Fungi; Ascomycota; Lecanoromycetes; Lecanorales; Ramalinaceae. The record is from RefSeq and is a predicted model, not a curated record. The transcript is spliced from 4 exons.